Molecule: messenger RNA, 1557 nt
Organism: Ruditapes philippinarum (Manila clam)
Lineage: Eukaryota; Metazoa; Mollusca; Bivalvia; Venerida; Veneridae
Exons: 3
Coding region: 106-1557 (483 amino acids)
Source: RefSeq, a predicted model, not a curated record
UAGACCCUUCUCAAAUUAUAUGCAUACCUGGAAUUCCAGAAUCAGAAUGAGGCUUAACUGGCACGAAUGUAAACACACUGACCACUCUUAUCUCACUUUAUAGCCAUGAUGUCUGGUGUUAACACGAAACGUUCUAAUUAUCAUUGUUGUGUGCCUAUGUGCAAUUCUGAUGGUAGAUAUGAUUCUACAAUUCAUUUUCAUCAUAUUCCAAAGGAUAAAGAUUUAAAAAAACAAUGGAUAACUAAGAUAAGAAGGGAUGAAGGGCCAUUGUUUAAGGUAACUGCAUCUACUGUGGUGUGUUCCAAACAUUUUAAAACUGAGGAUUACAACUGGACACCACUAAGAAAGAGACUGAAAAAUGAUUCUAUUCCAUCAGUUUUUAAUUGGGUAGAACAAACAACUCCAAGAAGACCAUUGAAAAGAAAAAUUCUUUCACCAAAGAAAAUGCUCAUUGAAAGUAGUGUCCAUAAUGAAGACGAGGAAGAUAUUACAACAAGCACUGAUUGCCUGCCAUCUACAUCUGUGUCUUCAGAAACAGACGAGGAAAGUGAUAUUAAAAGGCUGAGGUUAGAACUGGUCGAGGCCAAAAAAAGAUGUCAAGACCUUGAGGCUCAGCUGAGCUUAGAAAAAUUUGGCAUUGAGCGAUUCAGUAAAGACGAUUCACUCAUGCUGUUUUACACAGGAUUUACUUCUUACAAACAUUUUUAUUUAUUUUAUCGUUGCGUUGAACCAAACGCAAAAACUAUGGUCAGUGCAUAUUACCAGGGAACACCUACAUUUAGUUUAGCUGGAAGAAAACGGAACAUGUUAUUAAUUGAUGAACUGUUUAUGUUCUUAUGCAGAUUAAGGGUAGGUCUAUUAGAACAAGACCUCGGUGUCAGAUUCAACUGUUCUAUAUCGACUGUUAGCCGAAAAAUAAUAACAUGGGUUAACUUUCUGUAUAUGGUUUUGGGCAGGAUACCACUUUGGAUGUCUCGGGAAGCUAUUGAUGAAUGCAUGCCCGAGUGUUUUAAAGUACUGUAUCCAAAAACAAGAGUUGUGAUAGAUUGUACGGAAAUUAAGACUCAGCAGCCUUCAUCUCUUGUUUUAAAUUCUCAGAUGUAUUCAAAUUACAAAGGGUCAUGCACAUUUAAAUGUUUGCUUGGUGUAGCACCCCAUGGGCUUAUAACAUUUGUGUCACCAUUAUAUACUGGAUGCAUGUCAGAUGUUGAGAUCACUAAACUUUCUGGUCUCCUUGAACUUCUGGAAAAUGGAGAUGAUGUGAUGGCUGACAAAGGAUUCACAUUGAGAAAGAUACUUUCAGAAAGGGGGGUGACAUUGAAUAUACCAGUAUUUUUAAAAAAUAAAGGCAAAUUUACACUAGAAGAAGUGAAAGAGACUGAGCAAAUAGCCAAACUUAGAAUUCAUAUAGAAAGAAUUAACCGUAGAAUUAAGGAGUAUCACCUGUUUGACACACCUAUUCCAUUAUCUCUUGCUGGUUCUGUCAACCAGUUAUGGACAGUAGCGUGUAUACUUGCUAAUUUUAAAGGACCAAUAGUACAAUCAUGGACAAAAUGA